Molecule: messenger RNA, 1577 nt
Organism: Solea solea (common sole)
Lineage: Eukaryota; Metazoa; Chordata; Actinopteri; Pleuronectiformes; Soleidae
Gene: pold3
Product: polymerase (DNA-directed), delta 3, accessory subunit
Exons: 12
Coding region: 98-1447 (449 amino acids)
Biological process (GO): DNA synthesis involved in UV-damage excision repair; DNA replication; DNA strand elongation involved in DNA replication
Cellular component (GO): nucleus; delta DNA polymerase complex
Molecular function (GO): DNA-directed DNA polymerase activity
Source: RefSeq, a predicted model, not a curated record
AAGACAUGUGACACUUAACAGGAAGUAAAUAAACGGCGUUCCCGCGCAGUUGAAUAUAUUCAAUAAACUGUCUCACUUUCACGGAUUAUCAGACAAAAUGGACGAGCUUUACUUGGAUAAUAUUGAUGAAUACGUGAACGACCACGACAAAAUAGUCACUUACAAAUGGCUGAGUCUAACACUUGGAGUCCAUGUCAACACUGCGAAACAGAUGCUCUUCCACUACCUGGAUCACAAGAGGAAGGAAAGUUCGGGUCAGCUUCAUGCCACUUACCUUGUGUCGGGGAAGAUGGUGGACAAUGGCCAAACAAGCCACAAGGUGUCUGUUGUCAGAGAAGAACAACUGGAGGAUUUCAAAGCUAAGAUGAGUUUGAUCGUUAGCGUCCAUGUCUACAGUGUCCAGAAAGCUUUGCUGAAAGACAGCAGUCCUCUCUACAGUGUUGACUAUGAUGCUGUGAGAGACAAUCUUAAAAACUGCAGCAGAUACAGUGCGAUCCGCUGCACCAGUGCGGUGCCACUGUCGCCUGUGGAGCUGCAGCAGACGAGACAAACACCACGGGCUCCCACACCAGAGCCUGCAGUGAAAAAAUCCAGCAUGAACGGGGAAGCUCCUCUCACUUCCAAACCACCCGCCAAGCAGCAAAAAGGCAUCAUGGGAAUGUUUGCGAAUAAAACUGCUUCUAAGAACCAGGACAGCAGCAGAGAGGUCAAGUCAAAACAGAAAGAAGAAGCAGAUGCACCUGUGGUUGAUGUCCCCAAAAGCAAACCAGCUGUAAAAGCCAGUCCAAUGACAAACUUCUUUGGGACUCAAAAAGCAAAAAAACCUGACAAAAGUGUUAAAGAGGAAGAAACGGCAGCAGCAGCAGCUCAGUCAUCGAGCACAGCAACACAACAACGUCCCAGUUCACCGCCUGAAGAGAAACAAGAAGCUGCUGCAGGGCAAUCGACAAAAAACACCAAGAAAGAUUCCAGGAGCAAAACCAAGCGAAUUGAAGAUUCUGACAGCGAGGAGGAAAAAAUGGAGAAGAAAAAGAGGCGAAGGAUUAAGAAACCAGAACCAGACAGCAGCGAUGAAGAUGUCAUUCCAGAUUCUCCACAGCAGAUGGAAAUAAAAGAGUCAUUACCUCAACCUAAGAAAGAGAUCGAACCUGUUUCACAUUCACAUCCGAGUCUCCCUGUGAUGAAGACGAGGAAAAGGAGACGAGUCCUGAAAUCUCGGACCUUUUUGGACGACGAAGGCUGCAUUGUGACAGAGAAAGGCUACGAGAGCGAGUCAUACUCCGAGGCAGAAGAAGAUGUUCCGGUCAAACAAGCGCCGAAGAAUCCCUUCCCCGCUAAAUUAACAGCGAGUAAAAAAGAGGACGAGAAGAAAGGUCAGAAGAAAACAGCAAGUGCAAAUAAAGGGACUAAACAAGCGUCCAUUAUGGGAUUUUUCCAGAAGAAAUGAGAGAACACGACUGAGACGACCAACUUCUUAACUGACUCUAAAAUGAAACAAACACUUCAUGAUGGCAAACAUUUUAAUUUCCCAAGCACUCGAAAAUAUGGACACUCAAUAAACAUUAUUGAAAACUGUA